GGGGCCGAAUACUUUUGCAAGGCACUGUACCUGUGCUUAUCAGUGUUUAUGUGCGUGGGUAUAAAUGAUGUCAAAAAAUGGCUGCGCCCGUAAGCGGAGUCAUUUUGUGUGUGUGUAAAUAUCAUUUCAUUCAUUAUCAGAGGCUCAUGAAAUUUGCAAAUUACAUACUUAGAUACUUAGAGCCACUGUCUUUCACAUUAAAGGUGAUUUAAAACUACGUGUUGUUCCCCGAAAUAGCCCUCUUUAUAGUGCCGUAGUAAAAAAAAAAAAAAAAAGACUGUAAAUAAAGGGGGAGGAGGGGGGUGAAAAUAAGUAAAAUAAAUUUGAUAUCACAGGUUAAAAUAAGUAAAAAAUUGAUAUCACAGGUUAAAAACACCGUUUAACCAUAAAUGGUCACAGAUCUGUUGUGGUACUUAGUAAAAGAGGCAAUAGGCAUCCAAUCCAUUUCAAUGGCAGCCAGAGAGUUAAAGAGCAUAUGACACGAGAAAAAAAGUCUUAAAUAGCAUUAUUGUGUGAAUUAGAAUCAUAUUUUGAGACGAUUCGACUAUAUACAGCAAAUUUGCAAAGCACAGAUAACGAGAAAUUAGACUUUUAAUGUGCUGUUAGGCCCCUCCUCCUGUUAAAGCCCGCUGGCGCCGCCAUCUUGCUGAUGACGUCAGCGGUAGAACGAUUUCAGGCAGCUUUAGCAUUGAGCCCAAUGGAGGAGGAAACAUUUUCCAGCGAUUCUGGUUCAAGUUUGGAAUUUUCAAACAUAAUUGGCGAUCCAGAGGAAGUAUGUGCCAUACAGCCAUAUAGGUUUGAGCCAUAUUUGGAGGAAAAAGAUAUGGAAUCAGAAAGCAGCGACACAGACGAGACUGAGCCAAACUCCCAGGAUGACCACAGCAGACUGGGCAACACUGCAUGGUGUUCAUGUGAAUGCUGUGCAGUGAUGCCCACAGUAGAUGAGUGCGUUUGCUGUGGUGAACAGGAGCGAGUCAGGGAGAAGAUGGAGGGGGCUGGGGUCCAAUGUAUUACCCAGCACCCUGGAUUUCAGCCCGUGUGCCUGAACGUAGACGUCCUUCAGACAGCCUAUUAUGCCUACAGGCAAAAUUAUGAGGACCAGUCAGGAAACAACUGGAAACGUUACACGGCGUAUCGCCAGUUUGUGCGCUGGGUGUACGAGUUCCUGGGGCGGAGGAUCAGGGUUCCUCUACCAGCCUGUGUGGUCGCGCAGAUCAGGACAAGCUUCCCAUCACCGGAGUUUGUUGGAUACCAACCUUGUAAUCCUCCCUAAAACUCCAAGUUGAAUAAAAUAUUGUAAUCGUUUCAUUAUACAGUCAUCCUGAUGUGAUUUUUAAAAGAAUAUCUCUACUUCAAUAUUUUUGCAAGCCUCAGUGGUUAGUCUUAUUACAUAUUUGCUAAGUGCAAUACAAAAAUUAUAUUUCCAUGACAAAGUAUUGUACUGAAUGGAAUAUGGAAAUAUGACAAAUGCAAGGACGUUAUAAGAUACUUAUUUCUGACAUGCUGAUACAAGUAAAAAACAAUUGCUACUGUAUCAAGCUCAAGACAAUGAUUUGGAAAAAUACACAAAAUGGUUUUAUUCACCGGAAUUUAAGUGUGCCAUUAUAUUUUAUAUAUACCAACAUAUUUACACAGGGCUCGAACCAAUAAUACCUUAUAAAUUCAAAAAACUAGCUCACAUUUUCAAAAGAUGACAACGAAAGAACUGGGGAACACAAUUAUACAAAAUUAAAGGUUCAAUCAUGGCACAUUAAAACGUGUGACAUGAUCCCGGACCGCCUGUUCUUUGUCAGGUCGCUGAAAGCUGCUGCUGAGGGAUAACCUCCCGGCCUCGGGCACAGCCGGUAUCGCCUCCAAUUCAUCCGGCUCUACAUCACUCGCGUCCUGCACAAGCCUCUCCACCGCCGACAUCAGCUCGCUAACAUACUCUGAUAACAAGGGAAGCAAAUGGUACUGACAAAUGCACAGAGAUAAUUCCACAUGAAAUCCAUUCCAUUUAUCUUGCAAAUAUCAAGCAAAAAUGGGACAGAUUCUAAAAACACACUUGACACUGUAUCCAGUAAUAAAGUGUCCAAAGGUUUGUACAUUACGAUGACACCCAAUAAUUUACAACAAUGAGUUCAAUUGACAGGAUUAGUAAUGCGUACUUACCAAAUGUAGGGUUCUCCAAAACUUUGCGCACAACAUGGCCGCCUUGUUUUGAUUUUGGAAAGUGGAUGCUAUAAAUCCCCACUCCGUCUCGGGUUAAGCUGUGGGCUCGAUGGGCGUUUUCAUUGAAGUGAAGAGCAGCCACAAUCGUCCUUAAAAAAAAAAAAAAAAAAAACAUGGAUGGAAUAGUAUUUCCAUAUUAAUAUUCAUAUUGAAAAUGUCUUAAUCGAUCAGAUUGUGAUUGGGACAACAAAAAACAAAGACAUGAGAUAAUAUACUGGAUAAAUCAGCAGAAAAUUGUUACAAUAAUACCUGCUGAGCAUCCCCUCGUAAGAAAAGGCGAACAUUUUGGGUGUAAAAUGGUUCACCAGACUGUGGAAGGCUUCCAGGUGGGAAGUCUGGUAGACUGGAGACAGCCGGCGAAUGUCAGCCAACAGUUUGGAGCCACAGAUCAGCUUCUCCAGCUCAUUGGUCAACUUGGUGUCUGCAAAAUACCAGACAGAAUCAAAUUUGUACUUGAACAGAGAAGCAUUUUGCGAAAUAGUAUAAGUGUGCUUAUUGUAAUGGAAUGCAAACUUACGAGGCGUGAGCCAAGGCUUUUUCCGUUCCCGACCUUCCAAAGGACCAUGGCUGCACCUGGGGAAACUGCCUUUGAAGCCCGAGUGAUCAUUCUGAACAUGGCUCAGUACUGACUCCCACUUGUCGAGGAUGAGUCUGGGGUCCCCAGGUCGCGUUGACGCCACGGACCAAUAUAAAUGGUUGAUGAUACUGCCAAUCCAGGGUUUUAGGGCUUCACAUCCACGCAGCUUAGAGAGGUUCUGCAACUUUUUCUUCAAACCUUGGAAAGACAAUUAUGUAGGUGUGUAAAAUAUGCUAGAAAUAAAGCUGUGAUAAUGAAUCUUAUUACCUUUGCCAAUAUGCCAGAUGUCAAAAAGAUGCUCAAUGUGUGGGAACUGUUCUCGGACGAGCUUGUUGACAGUCACAUGUCGAUCUGUCACCAGAGUUCCCACACGCACAAACUCCUCGAGCACACGCAGUGACCGAACCAGUCCUUCGGGCUCCAUGUGGUAGCUACCUCCUACCUCGUUACUCUGAGAUUUGGGAAAAAACAAAGCAACAUACAGUAUGAUAUAUAAAGAAUUAGGCUUAUAUCGAACAUCUUUUGUUCACAAGUUUAAUUUACCUGCACAAUCUGCACAUCCAAGAUGGUUAGCUUCCGCAGUUCCAUCAUCGUGUAAGUCCCGUAUUUUGCACUGUGACCGGGUGAGUCAGCUCGUCCGUCGCCACCACAAACAAUUUCCUCUCCCUCAGCUUGUAGAUGGCUCAACAGCCAGAUUUGCCGCUCUCGCCACACGCUUUUGAUGGCUUGGUGAAGGUAGCGUUCUUGAUGGCGAAAGUACGACCGAGUGGAGUAAACAGCUACACCCAUGUGAGAUAACACACGCAGAACUUUGCCCACAGUUGCACCAGCAAAUAAAAUGGCUGCAGAAAGAAAUAUGUUUCCAGCAGCAAUUCUGCCGACAUAUGGUUGGGAGUUCCAUGUUCCGGUGUGACCACAUCCAGGCUCAGCACACUUCAAGGCCAGCACCAACAUGGUACCGACCUCAGAAGGGACCCAGUUGACCUUCUUGCAGGCACACGCAGGACAACUGACCCACUGGCUAAUGAGCUGAAUGAGGGCGACCCAGUAGAUUAGAUAUACCCGGCUGGGAACUGGCGCAGGGUCGGCCGCAGCCAUAUCAGGACAAUCGGACUCGCUGGACUCGCAGUCAGAAGGUGCGGUGGGUAGGUCAUACUCAGAAUCAGCCUCGCACACCAACAUUUCUUCAUCCGAGUCCCAGCUGUCGAUGGUAACAUUCAGCUCUGAGUGAACAACGCAGGUUUGGGUACCCACAGUCAUCAUGAGGGGCCCGGAUGUUGUCUGGACACCUGAAAGAUACACACAAUAGAUCACAAUCUUCUUCCCCCUAUUGCUAUAACAUGUUGAUGAUUGUGUGAGAAACCCAAUAAAAAUUUUCAUUUUAACCGCAGUAGAGUUUAGAUUUUAUGUAAGCCUGUCAAACAAAUGAAUUAGAAAACAA
This is a messenger RNA of Corythoichthys intestinalis (scribbled pipefish), 4229 nucleotides long. RefSeq lists its product as uncharacterized. NCBI's taxonomy places the organism in Eukaryota, Metazoa, Chordata, Actinopteri, Syngnathiformes, Syngnathidae. The record is from RefSeq and is a predicted model, not a curated record. Bases 650 to 1273 code for a protein of 207 amino acids. The transcript is spliced from 3 exons.